AUGAUAAAAUUUUUAUUUAUAUUAAUUUUUAUAAUUCCUAUAUGUUUUAUAAAAAAUAUAUUUUGAAUGGUUCAAAUAAUAUUAUUUUUAUUAAUAUUUUUAUUUAUAAAUUUAGGUAUAAGAUUAAAUUUAUUUUGUAAUUUUAGAUAUAUAUUAUCUUGUGAUAUUAUAUCUUAUGGUUUAAUUAUAUUAAGAAUUUGAAUUUCAGUUUUGAUAAUUAUAGCAAGAGAAAAUUUAUAUAAAAUAAAUUUUUUUUUAAAUUUUUUUUUGUUUAAUAUUAUUUUUUUAUUAAUUAUAUUAUAUUUAACUUUUAGUACUAUAAAUAUAUUUUUAUUUUAUUUAUUCUUUGAAGGUAGAUUAAUUCCUACUUUAAUAUUAAUUAUUGGUUGAGGGUAUCAACCUGAACGUAUUCAAGCAGGAAUAUAUUUAUUAUUUUAUACUUUAUUUGUAUCUUUACCUUUAUUAAUAGGAAUUUUUUAUUUAUAUAAUGAAAUACAAAGUAUAAUAAUUUAUUUUUUAAAAUUUAUAAAUUUAAAUAUUUAUAUAUUAUAUUUUAGUAUGAUUAUAGCUUUUUUAGUUAAAAUACCUAUAUAUUUUGUUCAUUUAUGAUUACCAAAAGCUCAUGUAGAAGCUCCAGUAUCUGGUUCUAUAAUUUUAGCAGGGAUUAUAUUAAAAUUAGGAGGAUAUGGUUUAUUACGUUUAAUAAUUUUUCUUCAAGAAAUUAAUUUAAAAUUAAAUUAUAUUUGAAUUGUAAUUAGAUUAAUUGGAGGAUUUUAUAUUAGUUUGAAAUGUUUUUCUCAAAUUGAUAUUAAAUCUUUAAUUGCUUAUUCUUCUGUAGCUCAUAUAAGAAUUGUGAUUAGAGGUAUUAUAGUAAUAAAUUAUUGAGGAUUUAUUGGAUCUUAUAUUUUAAUAAUUGGGCAUGGAUUAUGUUCUUCUGGAAUAUUUUGUUUAGCUAAUAUUAGUUAUGAACGAUUACAUAGACGAAGUUUAUACAUUAAUAAGGGUAUAAUGAAUUUUAUACCUUCAAUAAGAUUAUGAUGAUUUUUACUAAUAUCUUCUAAUAUAGCUGCUCCUCCCAGUUUAAAUUUAAUAGGGGAAAUUAGUUUAAUUAAUAGAUUAAUAAGAUGAUCUUGGGUUUCAAUAUUUAUGUUAAUAAUAAUUUCUUUUUUUAGAGCUGGUUAUAGAUUAUAUUUAUAUUCUUUUGUUCAGCAUGGUAAAUAUUAUUCAGGAGUUUAUAGAUAUUAUACGGGAGUUUCUCGUGAAUAUUUAAUAUUAAUUUUACAUUGAUUACCUUUAAAUAUUUUAAUUAUAAAAAUUGAUUAUAGAAUAAUUUGAUUUU
Helicoverpa armigera (cotton bollworm) is the source of this 1339-nucleotide messenger RNA. NCBI's taxonomy places the organism in Eukaryota, Metazoa, Arthropoda, Insecta, Lepidoptera, Noctuidae. The record is from the annotation of a RefSeq genome assembly.